Rhopilema esculentum is the source of this 2947-nucleotide messenger RNA. RefSeq names its product high affinity cationic amino acid transporter 1. Lineage: Eukaryota; Metazoa; Cnidaria; Scyphozoa; Rhizostomeae; Rhizostomatidae. Gene Ontology annotation, molecular function: amino acid transmembrane transporter activity. Gene Ontology annotation, biological process: amino acid transport; transmembrane transport. The record is from RefSeq and is a predicted model, not a curated record. Gene Ontology annotation, cellular component: plasma membrane.
UCAUGUCAUGAAUGUGGUUAAUAGACCUUGAAGCCAAGCAUUUGCUUGUUCGCAAAGUCUUGAUCAACCCUGAUAAAGAGUUACAAUUAGCAAUGGCCGUUGGUGCAAGACGUGGCUUCCGGUAAUACAGGAGAUUUUGGUACUCAUUACAACAAGAAGAAAUGUUCUGGAAUUUUUGAGCAGGAUCUGAAGUUGACAUUCUUUGUCUACGUUAACGCUCAAAUAAAGACUUUGGUUACACAUUAAAGAUGGCUACAGUUAGUGGAGUUAUUCGGCGUUUUUGGCUAGCAGUCAGUAGGAAGAGAGGCCUGUCCAUAAAUGCUUUGCAAGCAUCGUCCUUAGAAAGAAAGCUGAAUAUAAUGCAUUUGAUUAUCAUUGGUGUUGCUGCCACCCUCAGUGUGUCGAUUUAUAUUUUGCUAGGACAGGCUGCUCGAAACAUGGCUGGCCCAGCAGUCAUAUUAUCUUUGACAAUAGACGCUUUAGCCGCUUUAAUGUCCGGCCUUUGCUACGCAGAAUUAGCCGCGCGGAUUCCAAUCGCUGGUUCCGCUUAUACUUACACGAAUGCUACGAUGGGAGAAGCACUGGGAUUUCUCGUUGGAUGGAAUUUACUGUUCGAAUAUGCGAUUGGAACUGCGCUAUUUGCGCGAGGGUUUACGGGAUAUUUAAACUCAAUACUUCACGGGCAGCUUAAUGAGCUUCUCAAAUCGAUUAAUAUUGAGGUGAGAUUUGUAGAUUUUGAGACGCAUCUUGAUGUUACGGCUGCGCUGCUUUGUAUCCUGUUAACAAUAAUCAUGGUGUUUGGAUGGGAACCAACAAACGUUGUUAUUACUGUCACCGUCAUCGGAAGCACGUCAAUUAUACUCAUGAUUGUAGUUCUGGGCCUAGUUUAUGGCAGUAUGUCCAACUGGGUUCCAUUUCUGCCGUACGGUGUAAUUGGAGUUAUCAAAGGUGCCUCAGCCUGCUUCUAUGCCUUUGUUGGUUAUGACGUCAUUGCAAUGUCAGCGGAGGAAACUGCCAAUCCUCGUGUCACCAUUCCUUUGGCCAUAAUGAUAACUAUUGGCAUUUGCUUUUUCUUCUUCGUUGCGGUGGCAGUUGCCUUGACAUUGCUUGUACCGUACAAUUUACUGACUGUUGAUGCAACAAUAGUCACAGCUUUCCAAAGGCAUGGACUCUACUUCUUUGGUUACGUUGUUUUCAUCAGCAUGAGCCUUGGGGCUGUCGGAGGCAUCACAGCAACGCUCAUUCCGCUGCCUAGACUAGUUUAUGCCAUGUCUAAGGAUGGCCUGCUGUUUGGUAUACUAGGCGAUGUAAGCAGUAGAAAUAUGCCAGUAAAUGCAAGUAUUGUUACUGGCAUCUUAACAGCGGCAGUUGCUCUUUGUUUUGAUACGGGAAACCUGGUAAAAAUGACGUCAAUGGGUACCCUUGUUGCCUACAGCUCUGUGUCUCUGUGUGUUAUUUUGCUGAGAUAUCGCGUGAGCCACGUGAAUGUUAUAUUGCCGAACGAAAAAGGUGAUUCACUUAGAAGUGAUGAAGUGGAAACGGAAAAUCUAGAAAAAGAUCCCAAAGGAAGUAACGAUGGAAGCAAAAACAGUUUUCAUAUAGAGAAAGGCGAAAAGGAAAAAGAAUCUGAAGCUGACCAAAUUAAAGGUGACAAUAUGAAAGACAUAGAGCCAACGACAAACAAAAUCACUGCUUCCGAAAGCAACCCACAGGACCUGUUUACGAUAGAACGACAUCCAACUGAUAAGAGCGAGCUAAUUGUGAACCUUGGUUGCUUUUGUUUGGUUGUUCAGCUCACAGCAAUAUGUAGCAUCAUUGUUUAUGCCUUUAACAAGAUUUUCCUUUACAACAUACCGGUUAUCAUUGGCCUUUGCAUAUUGGCUGCAUCAACUAUUUUCAAUUUGUUGCUGAUUUCAGUGCAACCAGAGAAUAAAGCGGCGCUCUUCUUCAGAGUUCCAGUUGUGCCUUGGCUUCCUGCAUUGUCGCUGUUCAUUAAUAUUUAUCUUAUAAUGCUGCUAGAUAGGGGUUCGUGGAUCAGAUUUGGAAUCUGGCUCUUUCUGGGAUUUAUUGUGUACUUUGGGUAUGGAAUUCGCCAUAGUAAAGCUGAAAGCCAUAUGCAAUGUGAAUAUUCAAGACUUAACUGAAGAAAAGUGACAUAUCUGAUGUUGACUUUCGUCUAAUCAUUUUGAAAACCCAACGCAGUGGUUUGUACAUUUUUUUUGAUGAAAUGUGAAAUAGAAAAGUCUUAGUAAUAACAAUUCGUAAUAAACGUAUAUGAUAGAGCAUAACAAGGGAGAAAAUGACUUCUAAAUAAUCACUAGAAGCAUAAAUGUUUUUUAAUAUACAAGACAUUUUCAUGUCAAAGAAUUUUCGACCCUUAACCCCUGGUACAAGCAACCUGAAUAUAUAACUGCAAUACCGGCCACGCACCCGAUUCUGAUAGCGUGGUACAGUAGGUAGCGUCAAACUCUGUAUUAGUGUGUCACGCUUUUUAUUGCGGUGUGAUAGUUACAACUAACAUGUGCUGGAAAGUGGGCCUUGUGUGCCAGGGAAAUGCUAACAUGUGCGAGAGAAAUGCUCACAUUCAACAAAGUCUUCAGUCUUUCAUGUGAUCUGAGUACAAUGGUCAACUAUGAAUACAGUAAGGAAGCUACUAGAAUUUUCCGGUCUGAAAUGUUUCGGAGACUUUCUGUUUACAAACAUUUGAACUCCAAAAAUAUAACGCACACAGGAUUUUCAAAUUUGAGACACUCUCAAAUUUUUUGUUCUUGUAAGUGUCCUUGACCCUUCUGAAGAACUUCUUAUUUUUCAGAACAAGUGUCGACCAUUUCAUAAGUAGUGGCACAAUUUGUAAACAAAUUGUUUCUUUUAAUUGAGAAGUUUUGGUUUAUCUUUAUUACAUUGGACAAUAUGGUUUGUGUGACAGAAAACGCAGUUGCAAACACAA